AUGCUCCGCAUCGUUCUGCUCAGCGCCCGGCGCAUAUGGGCCCCCCGUGAUUGCACUCUCGAGCUCCCGCGGUGGGGACCCGACCGCCCGGCGUGGCGCACUCGGCGAGGUGUCCGGGUCGCGCUCGUCCUGCUCGUCCUGCUGGUGAUCGUCCCCCUCGCGCUCAGGGCGUCGUGGUCCCCGCGUCUGCGCGAAAAGGCGUGGGCCGUGUUCGGUGCACCCGCGGACUUGCCCCCGCUGUACGAGGCAUACCACGACCACGAGCUCGACGUCUCGCGCCUUGCGGGGGACCCCCCGGGUGCAAAGUAUCUCUACUUUGACAGCCAUGUCCGCGGCGUCGGCUGGGGAAAUGCCAUGCAAGAGCUCCUCCUCCACUCGUACCUCGCCUAUCGCGCGGGGAGGACCUUUGUCUGGUACAAUUACACCUGGAGCGACGACGGGUCCAAGUGGUCAUAUUACAAAGGAAAGCCCAUCCCCUCGCGCAUCCCACUCUCCGCGCUGAUCAACGGCCCGAUAGUCGGCGGACCCGUCUUCACCGACGCGAACGCGCCGGCACCCGUGAGCAUCGCCCAAGACCACUUCAACGACAUCUGCCCAGAGUCCGCGCGGAAGACCAUCAAAAACGACGACGUCAUGGCCCUGCUGGGACACGAGUCCACCGCCGGAUCGCUCGUCGAAAAGUGGGCCGAGGUGCUCAGCACCGUCGACGCCAAAUGCGUCCAGGUGCCCCGCGACUCCUGGGCCGUCUUCGACAUCUGGUGCGCGCCCCGCUCCCGCCCCCACCGCGCGUGCAGCUGA
Molecule: messenger RNA, 798 nt
Organism: Fibroporia radiculosa
Lineage: Eukaryota; Fungi; Basidiomycota; Agaricomycetes; Polyporales; Fibroporiaceae
Exons: 4
Coding region: 1-798 (265 amino acids)
Source: RefSeq, a predicted model, not a curated record